This is a messenger RNA of Dryobates pubescens (Downy woodpecker), 836 nucleotides long. RefSeq lists its product as uncharacterized. The record is from RefSeq and is a predicted model, not a curated record. The coding region runs from base 1 to 717 and encodes 238 amino acids. Lineage: Eukaryota; Metazoa; Chordata; Aves; Piciformes; Picidae. The transcript is spliced from 3 exons.
AUGAGAUUCCACCUGGCUACUUCCCUCCCAGAGGCAGGCGUGUCUUCUCCACAACACUCCCCACGAGCCCCCACCGCAGCCGCCACCGCCUCCCGAGGCGGGGGAAGUGCCCCCGGCCCUCCGCGCCGCGCCUCCCCCCGCGGCGAGCCCCCGCCUCACGCCGCCCCCCGCAUCCACCUGAGCCGCCCCGCGGGGCCUCCCCCGAGCGCGUCCCCCGACACAGCCCCUACUCCCUACAUACCCCACCCCCCCGCCGCCGCCGCCCUCCACCUCCUCCGCGCUUAUCUCAUCCCCGUACCCCCCUUCCCCAGCCCCCCUCACACCUCCGCCCCGGCCCUCCCUCCCCCCCACCCCCCUUCCCGCGGGCAGCGCUGCGGGCUCGGCGGAGCGACGCCGGGCCGCCCCCUCCUCCCUCUCCUCCUCCUCCUCUUCCCUCUCCUCCCCCCUUUCGCGGGUCACGGGCCGCCGCCGUGCGCGGCCGAGGUAGGCAGCGCGGUGCAAGGGAAGGAAAGGAGGGGAAAGGGGCCGAGCCGAGUCGCGCUGCGCCACAGCCCGCCGCCGCCACCACCGCCGCUGCCGUCGUUCGCUGCCGCCGCGCUCGCAGCCUGUCAGCCGUCCCGGCGCGGCCCGCGCCCCGCCCCGAUCCGCCCCCGCGCCGCGGGACGCUCCAACAUGGAGGUGGGAGUGGGGCAGCGCCCGGGCCCCGCUGAGCGGUGAAAGUGGACAACGUGCCCAGGGUGCUUCCACACCCACAAGAGAUUUUUACAUCCCCAAUGCAAGCCAAGUAAAGCACAGGAGCAGAUGUCAGGAGGACAGGGUAGAGCUUAUGUGUAUGU